Molecule: messenger RNA, 1915 nt
Organism: Oenanthe melanoleuca
Lineage: Eukaryota; Metazoa; Chordata; Aves; Passeriformes; Muscicapidae
Product: serine/threonine-protein kinase PAK 3-like
Exons: 11
Coding region: 140-1276 (378 amino acids)
Biological process (GO): regulation of actin cytoskeleton organization; regulation of axonogenesis; regulation of MAPK cascade
Cellular component (GO): cytoplasm
Molecular function (GO): ATP binding; protein serine/threonine kinase activity
Source: RefSeq, a predicted model, not a curated record
AGAGCGGCUCUUGCGCUCGCUGGCUGCGGGAGGAUCCUUGUGAUCAAGGAGUUCUCAGCAGACGGCCUGCACCCCGAGAGGAGUCUCGCUUUUUCCCUCGGGUGACAUUCAGUGUGCAAACCUGCAGAGCACUGCUAAAAUGAUCAAGCAAGUCUGUGCCGCGGUUUGCACCGUUUUUUCUAUUGCCUAUUCCAGCUACUACCUGCUGCAGCUGACUCGUCACCUCACACGUGCUUGGAGACAAGACGGUCCUUUGCUCCACAGACGCCCUGCACGUCAGCGUGCCGCCCGGCAGCCCCAGAGGAGAGAGGAGCAGAGCCUGAAGAGCCUGAGGGGCAUUGUGAGUCUGGGCCAGCCAACGCAGAGGUACACGGCAUUUGAAGAACUUGGACGAGGGGGAUUUGGAGCUGUUUAUAAAGCCCUCGAUGCCAGCACGGGACAACAGGUGGCCAUCAAGAAAAUUCGCCUUCAUGGGAAGAGAUCCGAGGAGCUGGCUGCCAAUGAAAUCCUGGCCAUGAGGGACAACAGGAAUGCCAAUAUUGUCACCUACUUAGACAGCUACCUGGUCCAUGGGGAACUCUGGCUGGCGAUGGAGUUGAUGGACGGCGGCACGUUGUCAGAUGUGCUCAGGGCAGUGUACCUGGAGGAAGGACAGGUCGGCGCUGUCUGUCGGGAGUGCCUACAAGGACUGCAUUUCCUUCACUCCCACCAAGUCAUCCACAGAGACGUGAAAAGCAGCAACGUUCUUGUGGGCAUGGACGGAUCAGUCAAACUGGCUGACUUUGGCCUCUGCGCUCAGCUCAGCCCUGAGCGCAGCAAGCGCAGCUCCAGGGUGGGCACUCCCGGCUGGAUGGCACCAGAAGUGGUGAGAGGAGAAGCCUACGGCCCCAAAGUGGACAUCUGGUCGCUGGGGAUCAUGGGGCUGGAAAUGGUGCAAGGGGAAGCUCCUUUCCAGAGGGAAGCCCGUCUGAGGGUUGGUGAACUGAUAGAAAGGAACGGGCCCCCACAACUGCAGAACCCCCGGCACCACUCGGCUCUCCUGCGCCUCUUCCUGAGCUGCUGCCUGCAGGCAGACGAGGACGGGCGCUGGUCUGCCCAGGAACUGCUGGAGCAUCCCUUUGUGACUUCAGGCCAUCCUGCCUCCAGCCUGGCCGCUCUGAUCAUCUCAGCCAAGCAAGUGCGGGAAGAGCGGAGAAGAGACGUGCCGCGCCACCUGAGAGGAGUGGAAAGGGAUGCCUGCUGUUUUGGCCCAGAUUCCCCAUGCCCUGAGUUUUAGAAGAGCUCUUCCAGAGCUAGUAGAUUUCAUCUUUAGAGAUUUUCUUAGGUUUCUUUAGGUUUUAGCUAGGACUAUAUAGUAUAGAAAGCUUUGUUAAUGUUGCAUUGUUUAGAUAAGAGUAGGUUUUGAUAAGAGUAGGUAUUGUUGAUGUAUGGUAGCUCAGAAUUAUCCUUUAAGCAGAAAUAAGAAUGAAGUUCUCAAAGAACCAGACGAACUGGACCACGCACCUGCUGCCACCUGUCAGCGUGAAUAAUCUGCUCGGAAGAGAGAAUGAGGAAGAUGAAGAUGAUGAAGUCGCCAGAUGACUGCUCUGUUGCAGCUCUUAGUGUCAGCAGGAGUUGUGUGGAGAGCCAGAAAGGUUUUCCCAACUAGGGAAUGCAAGUCCCUGUUCUGUUCCCUGAGUCAACCCCGUGCCCUCUCCCAGCCUUUCAGUCACUCCCACCCUAAUUCCCUGUUGGUCCUCUGCUCUGGCCCUUCCCUUGUGGCACCCCCGUUUCACCUGAUAACUGGUCCCUGAUGCUCUCCCCACCCACUCAUUCUAUGUACUAAACCUGGACCCUCACAAGACUCCUUGCCUUUGUUCCCCAAACGCUGGACAAUGCUGAGCAGUGGCUGAAAUAAACAUCUUCGUAAAACCCU